Messenger RNA from Jatropha curcas, 2397 nucleotides. NCBI's taxonomy places the organism in Eukaryota, Viridiplantae, Streptophyta, Magnoliopsida, Malpighiales, Euphorbiaceae. The record is from RefSeq and is a predicted model, not a curated record.
AACUGCAAAAAGAAAAAAAUAAGACUUUCUAAUGCUUCGCCAAGUCUCCGACAGAAGUACAGAGACACCCAUCACUCUCUCAAAAAUCCUAACUAACCUUUUGGUUGAACGCAUAAAACCGGAGCUAAAACCCCAGCAAACCCCUUUGAAUCAACCUGUGUUUGAACAGAAUUAUAAGCCUCCACAGAAUCUAAACCAAUUCUCUUUUGAAGAAAAAUAUAGACACAUUUGUGAGCUUCUUUUAUCCCAAACCCGCUCUAGAUCUCUUUUAAAGGGCCAACAAAUACAUGCCCAUAUCAUCAAAUCAAGCCUUCAAUCAAUCCCUCUUGUCUCUCACCAUCUAAUCAAUUUCUAUUCCAAGACUCAAUUGCCUGUCUUUUCUCUUCAAGCUUUUGAGGAAGCCCAAGAAAAGUCUGCUACCACUUGGAGCUCUGUUAUUUCCUCCUUAGCGCAAAAUGAGCUUCCUUCUCUUGCCAUUGAAUACUUUCGUCAAAUGAUUAUUGAUAAUAUCCGGCCUGAUGAUCAUAUAUUCCCUAGUGCUAUUAAAGCAUGUGCAAUUUUGGGUAGGUGUGAUAUUGGUAAAUCCAUACAUGCAUUUGUGGUCAAAACUGGGUUUGAUGUUGAUGUUUUUGUUGGGAGUUCUACAGUUGAUAUGUAUGGUAAGUGUGGGGAAAUAAAAAAUGCGAGGAAAGUGUUUGAUGAAAUGCCUGAAAGGAAUGUGGUUUCUUGGAGUGGGAUGAUUUGUGCGUAUGCUCUAUUGGGUGAAGAUGAGAACGCUUUGAAGCUAUUUAAAGAAGCUUUAUUAGAGGAUUUGAGUGUGAAUGAUUUUACUUUUUCGAGUGUUAUUAGGGUUUGUGGUAAUUCAACGUUGCUUGAACUAGGGAGGCAAAUACAUGGAUUGUGUUUAAAAACAAGUUAUGAUUCGUCCAGUUUUGUGGGAAGUUCUUUGAUUUCUUUGUAUUCCAAAUGUGGUGUUAUUGAAGCAGCUUCUAGGGUUUUUAAUGAAGCGCCCAUUAGGAAUCUUGGGAUGUGGAAUUCCAUGUUGAUUGCUUGUGCCCAACAUGCACAUACAGAAGAAGUGUUUAAGUUGUUUGACAGAAUGAAAAAUGUUGGGAUGAGACCAAAUUUUAUUACCUUUUUAUGUUUGCUGUAUGCUUGUAGUCAUGGAGGGUUAAUUGACAAAGGCCAGCAAUAUUUUGGGCUUAUGAAGGAUUACGGAAUUGAGCCGGGAGCUCAGCAUUAUGCUACUAUGGUGGACUUGCUUGGUCGUGCAGGGAAAUUGCAGGAAGCACUUGAUAUUAUCAAGGCAAUGCCCAUAGAACCAACAGAAUCAGUGUGGGGAGCGUUUUUGACUGGGUGCCGCCUUCAUGGGGAUGCUGAGUUGGCAGCCUUUGCUGCUGAUAGAAUCUUUGAGUUGGGUCAUGUUAGCUCAGGCAUGAAUGUGUUGUUAUCUAAUGCUUAUGCUGCUGCUGGAAGAUAUGAGGAUGCUGCCAAAGCCAGAAAGAUGCUUAGGGACAGAGGUGUAAAAAAGGAGACAGGUUUGAGUUGGAUUGAGGAAGGUAACAGAGUUCACACAUUUGCCGCUGGGGAUAGGUCUCACGAGAAAGCCAAAGAAAUCUAUCUGAAAUUGGAGGAAUUGGAAGAUGAUAUGGGGAAAGUUGGUUAUGUUGCAGAUACAAGUUUUGUGCUUCAAGAAGUGGAUGGUGAAGAGAAAAGGCAGACAAUUAGAUAUCACAGUGAAAGACUAGCCAUUGCAUUUGGUCUUAUUGCUUUCCCACCUGAUAGGCCAAUCAGAAUUAUGAAGAAUUUGCGUAUAUGUGGUGAUUGCCACACUGCAAUCAAGUUUAUGUCCCAGUGCUCUGGAAGAGUGAUAAUUGUGAGGGAUAAUAACCGGUUCCAUCGGUUUGAAGAUGGAAAAUGCUCGUGUGGUGACUACUGGUGACUGACAUGCUCAAGAUUCUCUUGACUGCAUGAACUUCCGUUUGUUGUUUGUAUAGACUUCUGGGUCACAGAGAUCUAUUUAGCUUCCCAGGAAGUGAAUCAAUUUUUUGAGUUCUUUGUCCAAACUAGAUUAGAGGAAUUUAAACACCAAAAUUCGCCUUACAGUUUGUGAGACAGUAUGCAAUGCAAUAGUGCUUGGCAGGUCUAUUUGGGAACUAAAUUAUGUUGAAAGGUAACAUAGAAGCCCCUUGAAGUGAACUAUAAUUAAAGUUUCUCCUCCACAUCCACAAUAUUUACUAGCAGAAGAUCAAAAUGUUCUUGUCAACGCUUUUAUGCAAAUCCAAACCCAAAUUCAUCUUCUAGAUGUAACAGCUUAAUAGAAAGGCAUAUUUUGGAAAUUUCUGGAUGUAUUCUUGUAUUUACAAGGACUUUGCAAUCAAGGGUUAAAACAUAAAA